Messenger RNA from Cryptococcus amylolentus CBS 6039, 1101 nucleotides. RefSeq lists its product as hypothetical. NCBI's taxonomy places the organism in Eukaryota, Fungi, Basidiomycota, Tremellomycetes, Tremellales, Cryptococcaceae. Bases 489 to 1061 code for a protein of 190 amino acids. The transcript has a single exon. The record is from RefSeq and is a predicted model, not a curated record.
GACGCCUUUGAGAGGGUUUGGUGAUCUUUAGCAGUUUAUCUGGCAAUGCCGUGGCAUCCUUGGCUAUACAUAUAUCCUUCUUUUGUUCGUACUCCUCGGCGGUGGUCAGGUUAGUCGUAUGAUCCCUCUCUUUCAAUCGACUACUCCACUUAUUUCAGAUUCCUAGAGCGCUUUCCCUUACUCGUUCAACAUCUCCCACCCUUUAAAUCGCCCUCUCACAUCCCCAAGCGUGGACCGACGACCGAUGGACUCGUCAUGGCCCUCAACAGCACCCAAAUUAUCAUCCUCUGUGAGCCUCUCUUCUCCCUGCAGUCCCGCAACUCAUCCCACCUCCUGCUAACACUCCCUCCUCCCCAGGCUUAGCAACGGUCUUCGGCCUUUUCCUCAUCACAGCCAUCCUCUUCGCCAUAUACGCCUCCCGCCGCGCCCACAAGGAAACCCGAGAAGCUGGCGUAGCCGUCCUAGGCCGGUGGAAGGAGAAUGGAGGUAUGGAAGUACCUCCUGUGCCCAAAGUUCCCGGGCGGGCGAAGGGAAGUUGGAACGGGAGUGAUAGGGCUAGUGAUGCUGAGAAAGGGCAAGCCGGAGGGGUGAAGGAUGAGAAGGCUCAGAUGAGUGUUGGGAGGAGGUUGAGUGGAUUGGCUGGGAUUGGCGCCAGAGGGGUUGGGGUGGGGCGAGGGUCGUAUGAGCCUGUACGGCCGCCGCCUGCUGCGGGUAGGGACAGUGGGUAUAGUAAAUCAGCUCAAGGUCCGAAACCUCCGAGCAAAGAUAGCGUUCCAGCAGCGUCGAAAACGAGAACACCGCACUCGCCUGCGCGUUCUGCUGUUUCAGCCGGAAGCUCGACCAGCAGCGGAAAAGCUGUUGUUGGCGAGCAUAGGAGCGCUUUGACUCGAGAGAAUCUCGCAAAGAUUUCUGGAGGGCAGGAAAGGGUCAGAAGGUCAAAGUCGAGAAGAGGGCCGCCGGCAAAAAGGCCUGAAGAGCGAAGGGGCGAAGGACGAGAGAGAGGCAGGGAGAGGGAAAGGGGCCGGGAGAGAAGGUUUCAAAGGGACAGAGUUGAGCGUUGAUCGUUCUAGUAGUAGUAGAAGUAGUAGUACAUCUAGUACU